GAAAAAGAAAGAUGGUUGUCAUUAUGUUAGCAACACCAGCAUCUCUUCUUACUUCUUCUUGGUCUCACUGAAGCAAAGCUGUCAUGGAAAGGCAACUGAGUCCUGAGCAGGAUGCCCUGGAGCACAUAGUUAAUUGGAGGGACAAACCGUUCCUGGAAGAACGGUUCAUAGACUCCUUGAAAGGUAGAGGUGUGUUCACCCUCAAACCCAUUGAACCAUCCACGUUUGUUGUUGAAUAUCGUGGCAACAUCUUUUCACACAAAGACACAAGGCCUGAGAACGGACAUGGCGACUCUUUGAACGGUUUCUCGUAUAGGUUUUCGUGGAAUGGAGCACAAUGGUGUGUCGAUGCUUCGAAGGAGGACAGAUCCCUCGGAAGACUUGUGAAUGAUGAUCACAUGAGUCCAAACUGUGAAAUGAAGAAGAUUAUUUGUCAGGGGAAGCCACACUUGUGUCUAUUUGCAGUGGAGAAAAUAUCACCAGGCGAAGAGAUAACUUUCAACUAUGGGGACUUCUCUUACCCCUGGCGGCCCAGGGAGUCCUGUGAUGGACCAAGUACUUCAAACACAGACUUUUAUCCAACAUCGUCCACUCCACGGAAUAAAAGAGUUGCGGACUCUGCAGCUUCCAGCCCUGAGAGAUCUUGCUCUGAUGAUGACAACGAACUACCUGGACCCAGUAACGAUGACCACAGCUCUGCCAACAUCGACAGUUGUGCUUCAUCCAACGAGUGGGAUGUUGAGUUCUGAGUUCUUUGAGCUCUGAUGAAUGUGACUCUGAUGAAGACUACGUACUGCCUGGCUCUCGGCCUAAAGAUAAAGGCACACCUCUCACUGGUAGAAAUUAUUGUUUUGUUUGCGGGAAAGGUGUCUAUAAAAUUGGCCGCCAUUUCUUGAAACAUAUGGAUGACGUGCCUGAGAUUGCUGAAACCUUUGCAUUUCCAGCAAAGUCCCCCGAACGUAAAAGGCUGCUGAACAUAUUACGAAACAGAGGAAAUUACGAACACAAUCAAGAGGUGAUGAGGAAUAACAGUGGAGAGUUAAAACUGAUGAGACGACCAGAUGCUAAGCUGAGGAUCAGAGCUUCAUCCACCCAACAGGAGCAUGAAUCUUCUUUGAGCUCUGAUGAACACGACUCCGAUGGAAACUGCGAAUCUGAUGCACAGGAUCAAGACCCGACUUUCACCAGUAAAAAUUACUGUUAUGUUUGCGGGAAAGGCGUCCAUAAAAUCGCUCGUCAUUUUUUAACUCACAUUGAUGAUGAGCCUGAGAUUGCUGAAGCCUGUUCGUUACCCGUCAGGUCCCCUGAACGCAGCAGGCUGCUUGACAGACUGCGAAACAGAGGGAAUUAUGAACACAAUCAAGAGGUGAUGAGGAAUAACACCGGAGAGUUAAAACUGAAGAAACGACCAAACGCCGCGAUGGCGAGCGUUGAAAAGUAUGGGCACUGCCCGCAUUGUAAAGGCAUGUUUAACCGCGUCGACCUGUGGAGGCACGUGCCCAGGUGUGGUCAGAAAAUGUCUGCAACAUGUGGCAAGACAGGAGUUUUAAACGAGGUUUCUCUCGGGUCUCGGUGCCCGCAAAAAUCCUCCGGGGUGUGGCAGAUGCUUUUAAGCAUGAGACAAGAUAAUGUCGCGCUCGUAGUUCAGAACGAUGGCCUCCUCAUGCAGCUGGCGCAAAGUCUGUACGAGAAGCAUGGAAACAAUCCGACAAAACAAGAGUACAGCAGGCAGAAACUGAGAGAAAUGGGAAGACUCUUGUUAACGCUGCAUGAAAAGUUGAUAUUUAGCUCUGAGGACGCCAUGAAACUCAAAAACUUCUCCAGUGUCGUCGACGCGGUAAAAAAGAUUGCGUGUUUUGACAGAGAAAACAAAAGCUACAGGAAGCCAAAUCUCGCUCUGAGGUUAGGGUAUUCACUCAAAGCAUUAGGCAACAUCGUCAUCAGUGGAGCAGACAGCAGCGCGAAGAUGGUCAGCGACGCGAAGAAAUUCAUGGUGUUGUGCGAUGAAGAGUGGACUGAGCUGAGUGGACAAAAAGCGAAGGGUCCUGCAACGAUACCGUUCACACGCGACGUUCAGGCUUUCUACAGGUACCUGGAGAAGGAAUCAACUUCUGCCACCGAAAGCAUGAAGACGAGCGAAAACCCUCAGGUCUACAAGAUUCUGUGCAGAGCGACACUUGCACAAGCGUGCGUUUUAAACCGAUGUCCAUUGGAGGUUUCCAGAAUGACCCUGAAGUCUUUUCAGGAGAGAGACGACACCACCCGAGUGCUGUCCAAGCACUUCAUCAGGAUAAAUAUUGCGAAGAAGACCGGCCAGAGCGUCGCCGUCCUGUUAACUUCUCAACUUGUCGCUGCGUUGACGCUGCUUGUGAGCAAGAGGCUGAUCUGUGGAGUACACGAAGACAACCCUUUCCUGUUCGCGAAGCCCAACAUGUCUUCCACAAGCCUCUGCAACGGAGGGAACUGUGUCAGGGACUUUUCAAGCCUGUGUUGUGCACAGAACCCGGAGUAUCUCAGGUCAAUGAAUCUUCACAAGCACAUGGCAAGAAUCUUCCAGAUCCUCAACCUGGAGAACGACGAGCUCGACCACCUCGCCAAGCUACUGGGCCACGGCAUCCGGACGGACAGGGACUAUUACCGGCUGCCAGAGGCGGCGGUUGAACUUGCCAAAAUUGCUAAACUGCUGGUGGCAAUGGAGAAGGGUUCUCUGGAAGGAUUCAAGGGGAACUCCCUGGAUGAAAUUGAGAUUGAAGAUGAGUUGGAGCUUGAUCUAGAGAAGGGCAACGCCGAAAACAUAGAUGCCGAAGACAACACUGAGGAGUCAGAUCGCACUCAACGGAGUGGUGAUGUGAGGCAACAAGGCAGACGUCUGACUCCUCAGCAGGAUGCGCUGGAGCACAUAAAAGCUCGUAGAGACAAACAUUUCCUGGAGGAAAAGUUUAUCGACUCUCUUAAAGGGAAAGGUGUGUUCACCCGUCAAUCCAUCGAACCAUCCACGUUUGUUGUUGAGUAUCGGGGAAAUAUCCUUACUCACAAAGAAAUGCAGAAAUGUGGAGAUACUUCAGACGAAAUUAUGUUUGACUUCAGGUGGAAAGGAACAAAUUGGUGCAUUGACGCUUCAGCAGAAGACGGGAGCCUCGGGAGACUCGUGAAUGAGGAUCACACAAAUCCCAACUGUGAAAUGAAGAAAAUAGUUUACAAGGGGAGGCCUCACCUGUGCUUGUUUGCGCUGAAGAAAAUCUCUCCAGACGAGGAGAUAACCUUCAUCUACAAGGAGUCCAGGGUCAAGGACUCAGCAGAAGCCUCCAGUUGUGCAGAGUCUGACUCUGAUGAGGAUUAUGUGUGUGAUGAUCAACCAAACAGCAAUGACGGUUUCAUCAGUGACAACAACCAGAAUGAACAGGAUUUCAAAGCGUCGUCCAACCAGCAGGAGGACAAGUCUGACCACAGCUCUGAUUUUGAAUCUGAUUCCGACGAGGAGUCCACCAAAGGCUGUACCUUCACAAAAAAAAACUAUUGUUACGUUUGUGGCAGGGCUCAAUCAAAGAUCUCUCGUCACCUUCUGACCCACAGAGGCGAGGAGCCGGACAUUGCUCAAGUGCUAAAGUUACGCCGAAACAGCAAGGAGCGAAAAAUCCUACUGGAGAAGUUACGAAACAGAGGAAAUUACAAACAUAAUCAAGAGGUGUUGAGGACUCGCUCUGGGGAACUUAAAGUCCGAAGGACGUCAGAAAUGAUUAAAACCUUUGCAACUUGUAUAUACUGUAAAGCCAUGUACGGUCGCAAAGAGUUAUGGCGACACAUGCAGAAGUGUCCUUCAAAGAGGUUCUCAAACCCUCCAGCAGGUGGCAGGACUCAAAUCUUAACUUUGAUCGCCGCCACGGGGCUAACAGAUCCCGAUCAGCUCUCGCCGGGCGUGAGGAACAUGCUGAAGAAACUGAAGAAAGAUGAGAUCGGGUCCGUGGUUUGGGAAGACCCUUAUAUAUUGCAGCUGGCACAGUGUUUGUACUACAUCAAUGAAGAGAAACAAAGGGAUUCGUACAUCAAUCAGAGCCUGAGGCAGAUGGCAAGGCUCCUGAUGACGCUAAGAAAAAAGUCGAUAGGCAGCUUCGAGGAAGCCAUCAAACCUUCGAACUUCAGCAGCGUCGUUGAAGCCGUCAGGGAGCUCGCAGGUUUCAAUCAGGAGACAAAGGUCUGCGACAAGCGGACCGUCAUCUGGAAAAUGGGAUAUCUGGUGAAGAAGAUUGCGGACAUUAAAUACGGCAGGACUUUGAAAGACGAGAAGGCUGAUCAAGGAGACCAUACAGGCGGCCGAGACGUUCGUGAAGCUGUGUGCGAAAGAGUGGCCCACCAACACGCCGGCGCAACUCAAAAUAGCCAGACCCCCGACCAUAUUGUUCACGCAAGACGUGCAGCUUUUACACCAGUGCGUGGUGAAAACCGUGGCUUCUGCAGUCCAGAGUCUGACCUUGUAUCAAAGUGCCCCAGUCUACAACGCGCUUCUCAGACCGACGCUUGCGUACGUGACGAUAUUGAACAGAAAUGUGAAAGAGCUCUCUAA
Messenger RNA from Mugil cephalus (flathead mullet), 4561 nucleotides. RefSeq lists its product as uncharacterized. The transcript has 11 exons. The coding region runs from base 902 to 4561 and encodes 1219 amino acids. The record is from RefSeq and is a predicted model, not a curated record. Gene Ontology annotation, molecular function: protein binding. NCBI's taxonomy places the organism in Eukaryota, Metazoa, Chordata, Actinopteri, Mugiliformes, Mugilidae.